Messenger RNA from Ostertagia ostertagi, 754 nucleotides. The record is from the annotation of a GenBank genome assembly. Lineage: Eukaryota; Metazoa; Nematoda; Chromadorea; Rhabditida; Trichostrongylidae.
CAGCAAUCAAAAAGCUAAAGUCUUCGCUGUUUCUCUGAAAGACAGAAGUUCAAUUCUUCCUGCCGGACACGCUGCAAAUGGCGCUUUUUGGUUUGAUGAUGCAACGGGUGAUUUUAUCUCCUCAAGCUGGUACAUGAAAGAAUUGCCACAAUGGUUGCAGACUUUCAAUGCAAAAAAACUUAGUAAAGUUUAUUUAGAAAAAGGAUGGAACACCCUUUAUCCUAUUGCGACUUACACGAAUUCGAUAGAUGAUUAUAACCGUUACGAAGGCUCGCCGGUAAAGGACUCCGCCAUCUUUCCCUAUAGCUACAACAAACAGAUUUUAAAAAAUAGUUGGGGAGUUAUUAAGGGAAUGCCAGCCGGGAAUACUUUGACAAAAGAUCUUGCUAUUGCUUGUCUUAUAAAUGAAAAAUUAGGAAAGGGUUCUGAAACAGACAUGUUGUGCAUCAGCUUUUCAAGUACUGAUUAUGUUGGACAUUAUUUUGGUCUGCGUGCCAUUGAAACAGAGGAUGUUUACCUUCAACUCGAUAAAGAUUUAGAAGAGCUUUUGAACACACUGGAUAAAGAACUUGGAAAAAAUAAUUAUACUAUUUUUUUAAGUGCAGAUCAUGGCGGCGCGGACGUUCCGAAUGAGCUAAUAGACAAUAAAAUUCCUGCAGGUUAUAAGCAUAUUCUUCUUCGGCUCUUAAAAAUGCUUCUUAUGAAAAAAAUGAUUUUCGUGCUCUUUUGCAAAAUGGCUACAAUCAUAAGUUGA